CGAUUUUCCUAUUGACAAUCAGAAUCAGCUGUCUAGUUGUAUAAUUUUUGAUGUGAGGUGAGGAAAUGGCAUGCGCCAAGAAAUUGCUUUUUCGCGUUUUCCUGAAUAACUCUUUGACGGCGAACCGCACAAUCACCAUGUCCGCCGCGCGACGUGCCGAGGAGGCUAUCGAGAAGCUGAAGGAGGACAAUCCCUACUACUCCAAGUACGCGAGCAAGAUUGCCAAGUUGCAGCAGACGUCGGCUGAGGAGUUCCUGGAUCGCGUGGAGCGUGUGUUGAAUCCCAUUAAAGAUGGCCAGAGCCAGGCCAGGUCCUACUCCGAGCUCCUUAAUCCCAAGCAAAAACUGCAGGCUGAACAGGCGGCUGAACUGCCCCACAAGAAGCUCACUGAUAUCAUGAAACUGGAAUUGAUUGAGGACAAGACCGCCGAAGAGGUUUCCCAGAUCUGGCUGGAGUACCAUAAGACCAAGGAGGUCCUGGCCGCCACUCUAAGCACAUCUCAGUACGAGAACCUCAUGGCGCGCGCCAAGGAGCACCCCGUUUUUCUGCUGCCGCUGCCCCGCAGUGAGGGAUUCGAGUUCGUCAUGCUGCAGUUCGCCGCCAACACCGUGCACUUCACUCCGCUUUUGGCGUACCAGGUGCACCAUGAGAACGCUCCGGAGUGUCUCACACUGGUUCACUAUACCGAGGUCCAAGACAAGGGUGUGGUUCUCAUGCGCGGCGAAUACGACACUAAGGUACUCACAGCCCAGGAGGCUCAGUGUCUGGCCAAUGAGUUGCAGAUGUUCUACCUGAAGCCCGACGAGGGUAAGCUGCGCUUACUGGAGACUUUUACUCGCAAGCCGGACGAGUUCAAGCACAUGGAUCUAAUUAAGGAAGUUGAGAACAUACAGCUGGUCUAGGCCCUGCGAUUUUAAUCAAAAUAAACAGAACAAACACGACAAGGAUAUAUUAAACACGAAA
Drosophila simulans is the source of this 963-nucleotide messenger RNA. Its product is annotated as ATP synthase mitochondrial F1 complex assembly factor 1. The record is from RefSeq and is a predicted model, not a curated record. Gene Ontology annotation, biological process: mitochondrial proton-transporting ATP synthase complex assembly. Lineage: Eukaryota; Metazoa; Arthropoda; Insecta; Diptera; Drosophilidae. Gene Ontology annotation, cellular component: mitochondrion. The coding region runs from base 66 to 902 and encodes 278 amino acids. The transcript has 2 exons.